This is a messenger RNA of Onthophagus taurus, 1241 nucleotides long. NCBI's taxonomy places the organism in Eukaryota, Metazoa, Arthropoda, Insecta, Coleoptera, Scarabaeidae. The record is from RefSeq and is a predicted model, not a curated record.
UAACUUGCGUCAAAUUACUGUUUUGGUUUCAACAUUAACACGUGUUAUUAAAAAAAUAAUUUAUCACUUUAAUUAUUUAAUCGCUUUAAUUUAGUAAUUAAAAUGAAUAAAUCCGAUGAUGAAGAUGAUCAAAAACAAUCUGGACCGGUAGAAAACGCGUGGUCCUUAAAAAUACCACCAUUCAAAGCUGAAGAUAACCCUCAUGGAUUACUCGAAGAGAGUUCGUUUGCGACGGUUUUUCCACAAUAUCGAGAGCAAUACUUAAAAGAGGUUUGGCCUUUAGUUCAAAAAACGCUAAAUGAACAUAAUAUUAAAGCUGAAUUAGAUUUAAUAGAAGGUAGCAUGACUGUUAAGACAACUAGAAAAACAUGGGAUCCUUAUAUGAUCAUAAAAGCUAGAGAUAUGAUUAAGUUGUUAUCAAGAAGUGUUCCUUAUGAACAAGCUAAAAGAGUUUUAGAAGACGAUGUUAGUUGUGAUAUAAUUAAAAUUGGGAAAAUCACCAGAAAUCGAGAAAAGUUUGUUAAACGACGACAAAGAUUAAUUGGUCCUAAUGGAUGUACCUUAAAAUCAAUUGAAUUAUUAACAGAUUGUUAUGUUUUGGUACAAGGACAAACUGUUUCUGCUUUAGGCCCAUAUAAAGGGCUACAACAAGUUCGAAAAAUCGUUGAAGAUACCAUGAAUAAUAUUCAUCCAAUUUAUAAUAUAAAAGCUUUAAUGAUCAAAAGAGAAUUAAGUAAAGAUCCUAAACUUAGAAAUGAAAAUUGGGAGCGCUUUCUACCGAAGUUUGUUAACAAAAAUAUUAGCAAAAGAAAACAACCUAAAAUCAAAAAAGAUAAGAAGCCUUACACUCCAUUCCCACCAGCACAAACUGAAAGUAAAAUUGAUAAACAACUUGCUUCUGGGGAGUAUUUCUUGAAUAAAGACCAAAAAAGGGUUCAAGCUAGAAAAGAGAAAGAUGAGAAACAUAUCGAAGCUGCUAAAAAGAGGGAAGAAAGAAGACAACAAGCUUUUAUUCCCCCCGAAGAAAAUAAAUCUAGUAAUAACACAGUUAAAAAUGAUAAAGUUAAGGUCGAUAUUGCUGCAUUAAAAGAAAAAAUUAUGAAGGCCCAAAAGAAAAAGAAAGGAUUUAAAAAAGUUUGAUAUAAUUUUGUUAGGUAUAUCUAAUUUUGUUAGAUUUAAGUUAAUAAUUAAAAAAAAAUGUUUUAUUUAAGUUGAAUUACAUUAAAUUGGUUCAAGAUUAA